CCAAUACAAAACUGCAGACCUGGCUGGUGAGUAGCGGGGCUAAAUCAACCCCCAAAUUUUUAAAAAUAUUUUUUUUUUUAUCCAAAAAUAUACUUGAGGCAAUUUGCAAUUUUUAUAUGUUGUAGUUUAAUAUUUAUAGAAUAUAAAAAAAAAUAAGCCAGACGAUUCAGUCGGGGUUUUAACAUUGCCAGGCGCGUUCAAAAAUAUUUUGCAAAAAAAUAUAAAAAAUGUAUUUGAGGCAACUUGAAAUUUUAAUAGAGUAUUAUUUAUAACUAAAAAAUAAGACUCUCAAAAAGACAGAUCAUUUCGGUUGGACUUUUUACCUGCCAGGUGACCUUAACAUUUUUAUGGAGUAUGGCACUGGGAACUCUAAAAGGUACAUCAAUGUAACAAAAUUAUACAUGGAAUUAGGGCCAUCUUUAUGUGCAAGUUUACCUGGUUUUCAUGCAUUAACAGGAUGCGAUUAUAAUCCAUCAUUUUUCCAAAAAGGAAAAAUAAGGCCAUAUAAAAUAUUGAUAAAAAAUCAAAAUUAUCAAAAAGCUUUAACAGAUCUUGGAGUUGCACAUAUUACCGAAUCACGUAAAGAAAUUUUGCCAAUUUUGGAAGCAUUUAUUUGUGAAAUUUAUGGAUAUAAAAAUAUAUCAAAUAUAAAUGCAGCACGGUUUCAAAAAUUUUGUGUAACUUACAAAGCUAACACUGAAGAUGAACCUUUCAAAAAAACUUUAAAAAAUUGUGAUCCCUCUACUUUACCUCCGUGCAAAGCUGAAUUACAACAACAUCUUUUAAGAACGCAAUAUAUAACGAGUAUUUGGAGAAAUGCAUAUUUGCGAUUCCCCAGCAGUUUGACACCGAAUAGAAACGGAUGGACACUUCAUGAGGAUACGCUACAUUUCCACUGGUUCGACGGAGAUUGUAUGCCGCAAUCAGUAUUCGACGCUAUUGUUCAUGAAAACAAUAAACAAAAUAAUAUUGGAAAUGAUACUACAGAUAAUGCAGGGGUAUCCGAAUUAGACACAGAUGAAUCUGAAGUUGAUUCUGAUAGCUCUGAUGAAGGAGCAUCUACAGAAGAAGAAUGACAAUUUCUUUCUGAUAUGACAGGGAAUUAAUUACAUUGAUAUUUGUAUACUCAUAAUAAUUCUGCAGCUGUAUUAUUAGUAUAUAAUUUUUCUAUUUCAAUAAAUCUGAUUUUGUAAUUUUA
Molecule: messenger RNA, 1198 nt
Organism: Bicyclus anynana (squinting bush brown)
Lineage: Eukaryota; Metazoa; Arthropoda; Insecta; Lepidoptera; Nymphalidae
Exons: 2
Coding region: 348-1076 (242 amino acids)
Source: RefSeq, a predicted model, not a curated record